Messenger RNA from Phycomyces blakesleeanus NRRL 1555(-), 669 nucleotides. RefSeq lists its product as hypothetical. The transcript has a single exon. Gene Ontology annotation, biological process: vacuolar transport. The coding region runs from base 1 to 585 and encodes 194 amino acids. Lineage: Eukaryota; Fungi; Mucoromycota; Mucoromycetes; Mucorales; Phycomycetaceae. The record is from RefSeq and is a predicted model, not a curated record. Gene Ontology annotation, cellular component: endosome.
AUGGCCUCUCGGUUUCAAAACUUAUAUGUUGCGCGCUUAACGACUCAAGAACGCCCAUGUUUUGUAUGUAGUAAAUUUACAUCAGUGGUUUUAACUUCGGCCGACAACAGCAAUGACGACUGGUUAUAUGUGUGCCGUAGUCAUCUUGGCGAUACGAAUUUCUGUGAUAAGCUGGGAGGCAAACCUGCUCAGCCAGUAUCUCCACGUUUAAAAAAGACAAAUCUAGAAGACAGAAAGCCUGAAAGUGACAGUGUGGGUGACUUGGUGGCUAGUAUUGGAUCGGUCUGGAAGAGCUGGAGAGGUUCAAAGGAGGAAAAAGAUGAUAAGGGAGACAAGGAAAAGGAGAAUAAAGAUGAAGAAAAGAAGAAGGAAGAAGAGGUACCAGCUACCCCAACCACGCCAACCACACCAACUACACCAACUACACCAACUUCUUCUACUGCACCUAUAAGAUUUGUGCUUCAAAAGGAUUAUUUUUAUCUACGUCAAAGAGAAUAUAUCAAAAAGAAUGAGAAAAAACAGGCUAAAGAAAGGCUUGCUGGGCUAUCAUUCCCAGAAGUGCCAAAGCAGCGUCCUGGUGCUUAAUAAAAAAAAAUAUGUAUACAUGCACACACACAAAUAUAUAUAUAUAUAUAUGUGUGUGUAUUAAAAAAAAACUGUAAAUAGUCC